This is a messenger RNA of Malaclemys terrapin pileata, 6385 nucleotides long. Its product is annotated as zinc finger protein OZF-like. Gene Ontology annotation, biological process: regulation of transcription by RNA polymerase II. Bases 69 to 3527 code for a protein of 1152 amino acids. The record is from RefSeq and is a predicted model, not a curated record. The transcript is spliced from 7 exons. Gene Ontology annotation, molecular function: DNA-binding transcription factor activity, RNA polymerase II-specific; RNA polymerase II cis-regulatory region sequence-specific DNA binding. NCBI's taxonomy places the organism in Eukaryota, Metazoa, Chordata, Testudines, Emydidae.
CCCAUCUGGUGCUGGUGCCCCACAGCGAUCUCAGGGGCCGACGACUGCACCUGGAUGUGGGCUGCAGAAUGACGCCCAUGUUUCACUCCAGUUCAUCCCAGCCUCCCUUGGGACAGGGAAGAGAAAUGGCUGCAGAGGAGCUAGUUCAGGGGCCGGUGGCCUUCGAGGAGGUGGCUGUGUAUUUCACCAGGGAAGAAUGGGCUCUGCUGGAGCCCGCUCAGAGAGCCCUCUACAGAGCCGUCAUGCAGGAGAACUAUGAGAAUGUGACCUCGCUGGGGUGUCCCGUUGCCAAACCAGACGUGAUCUCGCAGCUGGAACGAGGGGAAGAGCCGUGGGUCCCGGACCUCCAGGGCUCUGAGGAAGGAGAGAUCCCGAGAGGCGCCUGUGCAGCAGGGGAUGCGAUGGUAAGUGAGAAUGAGGAGCAGGAAGAUGGUGAGCACGUGGAAGCACACGGGGGAUUAUCGCAAGGAUCCAAGGGGAAUGUGUCCAGACGUCAUGUGCAGGGAAAAGCCUCUGAGAGCCAGCAAAGUCCAGAGAGAGAUCAGGGAAACCAGCCCAGGGAGAAAGUGGGCAAAUCCAUUAAUUGUCAGCGAACUCACCAGGACUUCAAGGAAAUCACAGCCCAGCAGAGAACCCUCACAGGAGAGAGAAAAAACACAUGUACUGAGUGUGGGAAACACUUCAUUCUGAACUCCACCCUUAUUAAACAUCAGAGGAUCCACACAGGAGAGCGCCCCUACGAAUGCUGUGAGUGUGGGAAACAGUUCAGUGAGAAAUCAAACCUUAUUAAACAUCAGACAAACCACACCCAAGAGCGACCCUAUGAGUGCCAUGAGUGCGGGAAAAAAUUCACUCGGAGCUCAACCCUUAUCAGACAUCAGAGGAGCCACACAGAAGAGAGACCGUAUGAAUGCAGUGAGUGCGGGAAAAGGUUCACUCGGAGCUCAGUCCUUAUUAAUCAUCAGAGAAUCCACACAGGAGAGCGACCCUAUGAAUGCAGUGAGUGCGGGAAAACCUUCCCUCAGAGCUCAAUCCUCUUUAAACAUCAGAAGAUCCACACGGGAGAGCGCCCCUACAAAUGCUAUGAGUGUGGGAAACAGUUCAUUGAGAAAUCAACACUUAUUAAACAUCAGACAAGCCACACGGGAGAAAGACCCUAUGAGUGCCGUGAGUGUGGGAAACAGUUCAGUCAGAAAUCAAGCCUUGUUAAACAUCAGACAAGCCACACAAGAGAGAGAUCCUGUCAGUGCUGUGAGUGCGGGAAAAGCUUCACCCACAGCUCAUCCCUUAUCAGACAUCAGAGGAUCCAUACGGGAGAGAGACCCUAUGAGUGCUGUGAGUGUGGGAAAAGCUUCACUUUCAAAUACGACCUUAAUAAACAUCAGAGGAUCCACACAGGAGAGCGCCCCUAUGAAUGCUGCGAGUGCGGGAAACAGUUCACCUGGAGCUCAGGGCUUAUUAAUCAUCAGCGAAUGCACACGGGAGAGCGCCCCUAUGAAUGCUGUGAGUGCGAGAAAAAGUUCACUCAGUGCUCGGGCCUUAUUAGUCAUCAGAGAAUGCACACAGGAGAGCGGCCCUAUACAUGCUGUGAGUGCGGGAAAAGCUUCACUCAGAAUUCAGGCCUUCUUAAUCAUCAGAGAAUUCACACAGGAGAGCGACCCUAUACAUGCUCUGAGUGCGGGAAAACGUUCCCUCAGAGCUCAGCCCUUUUUAAACAUCGAAGGAUCCACACGGGAGAGCACCCCUAUGAAUGCUCUGAGUGCGGGAAACAGUUCAGUGAGAAAUCAAAACUUAUUAAACAUCAGACAAGCCACACAGGAGAGAGACCCUAUGAGUGCCGUGAGUGUGGGAAAAGCUUCACUCAGACUUCAUCCCUUAUUAGACAUCAGAAGAUCCACACGGGAGAGAGACCCUAUGAGUGCUGUGAGUGUGGGAAAAGCUUCACUUUCAAAUACGACCUUAAUAAACAUCAGAGGAUCCAUACAGGAGAGCGCCCCUAUGAAUGCUGCGAGUGCGGGAAACACUUCAGGCGGAGCUCAAACCUUAUCAUACAUCGUAGAAUCCACACAGGAGAGAAGCCCUACACAUGCACUGAGUGCGGGAAAAGCUUCAAUUACAGCUCUACCCUUAUCACACAUCAGAGAAUCCACACAGGGGAGAAGCCCUACACAUGCUCUGAGUGUGGGAAAAGCUUUAAUCACAGCUCUACCCUGAUCACACAUCAUAGAAUCCACACAGGGCAGAAUCCCUACACAUGCUCUGAGUGUGGGAAAAGCUUCAGUCGGCGCUCAGACCUUGUCACACAUCGUAGAAUCCACACAGGAGAGUUGCCCUACACAUGCUCUGAGUGCGGGAAAAGCUUCAGUCGGAGCUCAAACCUUAUCACACAUCGUAGAAUCCACACAGGGGAGAAGCCCUACACAUGCUCUGAGUGCGGGAAAAGCUUCAGUUGUAGCUCAUACCUUAUCACACAUCGUAGAACCCACACAGGAGAGACGCCCUACACAUGCUCUGAGUGCGGGAAAAGCUUCAGUUGUAGCUCAUAUCUUAUCAGACAUUGGAGAGUCCACACGGGUGAGAAACCUUUUGGAUGCUCUGAGUGUGGGAAAUACUUCAAUUGGAGCUCACAUGUUAUCCGACAUAGGCGAAUCCACACAGGUGAGAAACCUUAUGGAUGCUUUGAUUGUGGGAAACGCUUCAAUCGGAGCUCACACCUCAUCAGACAUAGGAGAAUCCACACAGGAGAGACGCUCUACGCAUGCUCUGAGUGUGGGAAAAGCUUCAAUCAGAGCUCUGCCCUUACCACACAUCAGAGAAUCCACACAGGAGAGACACCCUACACAUGCUCUGAGUGCGGGAAAAGCUUCAAUCAAAGCUCAAACCUUAUCAGACAUCAGCGAAUCCACACAGGAGAGACGCCCUACAUGUGCUCUGAGUGUGGGAAAAGCUUCAAUGAUAGCUCAGCCCUGAUCACACAUCGUAGAAUCCACACAGGAGAGAAACCUUAUGGGUGCCCUGAGUGUGGGAAACGCUUCAAUCGGAGCUCACACCUCAUCAGACAUAGGAGAAUCCACACAGGAGAGACGCUCUAUGCAUGCUCUGAGUGUGGGAAAAGCUUCAAUCAGAGCUCUGCCCUUAUCACACAUCAGAGAAUCCACACAGGAGAGACGCCCUACACAUGCUCUGAGUGCGGGAAAAGCUUCAAUCUGAGCUCAACCCUUAUUAGACAUCAGAGAAUCCACACAGGAGAGACACCCUACACGUGCUCUGAGUGCGGGAAAAGCUUUAGUCAGCACUCACACCUUAUCAUACAUCGUAGAAUCCACACAGGAGAGAAACCCUACACGUGCUCUGAGUGUGGGAAACACUUCAGUGAUAGCUCAGCCCUUACCACACAUCAGAGAAUCCACACCGGUGAGAAACCUUAUGGAUGCUCUGAGUGUGGGAAAAACUUCAAUCAAAGCUCAACCCUUAUUAAACAUCAGAAAAUCCACAUGAGAGAGAACUGUAAUAAAUGCCCUGACUAGGGCUGGCCAAAGAUCUGAUUUUUUUAAAAAUCACUUUUGCUAAUUCCCAUGUGGUGCAAAUAUCACUAUCUUCAUGUGGUCUCUCAGCUCCCCCAGAUGAGUUGCCUGCUUCUGCCUUUUGAAGCUCACUGUUCUUUGGGGUCAGUCCUGUGAUCUUUUCUAUCAACUACUUUCCUUUUGAGUCGUAGGAGUGUGUGUCCCUCCAGCCAGGAAUGUUCAUCAGCUCCCGGAGGGGGAGAGAGAUUUGAUCCCAACAAGCUACACUGAGGCAAAAACUGCCCGUGCCUUACAUCCACUAGGACUGUACAUGGCGUUGGCUGCUCAAGUUAGUGAUCUUGGUGUAAAAAGAUAAUUCUAGUUGUAGAGCAGAUGCAGCCCAGGUGCAGUGGUUGGCAUUAGCUUUCCCCUUGACCUGACCUAAACAAACCCUGAGCAUCACGGUUAUACUGUUCCCCCAUUUCAAAGCAACUGUUAGUCAUCAAGUUCCCCCUUCGGGAACAAAUUGUUUCAUUCCCAGUUGCACUAAUGUUGCUUCAGGUUGUGCGGGAAAACAGAUAUUUUUACUACCAUUUUCCUCAUUUAAAAUAUAUUGAACUAUAACAAAGAGCAGGAACAGGGCACAGAUAAGGAAAAAUGUCAUUUCACCCUCUGUAACAACAGAAGAAGAUAGGGUAAGUCAGAGGGAUUUCCUUAUUCCCCAUCACCAUCCCAAUCCCCCUGUUGUUCAAUUGGUUAGGUCAAUAUUUUUUCUAAAGGCCUGGGAAGAGUAUUCCCUAGUAAAUGACUUGUAACUAAGCAAAAUACCCAUGCAUUGGGCUCCCAAAGCAGUUGUGGCCCAGGCCCUGCAGGAGGUCGCUCCUGAAGAUAUCUCCUUCCUAGUAAGGUGCAUGUUGCCUAUUAUUUGGGAAAUGCAAUACCUAUCAAGGUAGAGAUGGGAAAAAUGGAAGUGACAUUUCUCUUCAGCUCACCCCUGGGAGAUGCUGCAAAUGUGUAGAAAAUGAAAUCCGUGUUGAAUCUGAUAUAGCUGCAGAAAUAUAUCUAUUUUUAAUAGAUACCUGAUAUUUGGUAUCUUACAGAGAUUCUAAAACGCACCUGAAUUUAGUCCCUAAUUUAAAUCUGUCCCACCAAAUUAAAAAAAUAAAAGGGCAUAUUUGGGGGAGUUAUACCUCACUAUUGCUACUUAUAUGUUGUGUGGUUGGUGAAGUAUUCUACGCCAGAGAAUUGAAAAUUACUCCAAGUAAGGUCAAAGAUUUGACAACACUCAGGUAGAAAUUGCAGGUACUAGUGGUUGAUUUUUCACCCCAGAGAUAGAAGCUAUGGUGACCUGUGGCCCAGGUAAACUAUUUUUAGAAUGCUGCUCCGUAGUUCAAUGGCAUUGAUCACACUCUUAAAGGAUGCCAUGAUUAAAAUGGGAACAACUGUCUUUUACCAUUUUGAUCCAAAGUUUCAUGAAGCAUAGAGAGAAUCAUAGAAGAUUAGGGUUGGAAGAGUCCUCAAGAGGUCUUCUAGUCCAACCCCCUGCUUAAAGCAGGACCAACACCAACUAAAUCAUUCCAGCCAGGGCUUUGUGAAGCCGUGCCUUAAAAACCUUUAAGGAUGGAGAUUCCACCACCUCCCUAGGUAACCCAUUCCAGUGCUUCACCACCUUCCUAGUGAAAUAGUAUUUGCUAAUAUCCAACCUAGAUCUCCCACUCUGCAACUUGAGACCAUUGCUCCUUGUUCUGUCAUCUGCCACCACUGAAUAGCCAAGCACCAUCCUCCUUGGAACCCCCCUUCAGGUAGUUGAAGGCUGCUAUCAAAUCCCCCUUCAAUCUCCUCUUCUGCAGACUAAAUAAGCCUACUUCCCUCAGCCUCUCCUCGUAAGUCAUGUGCCCCAGGCCCCUGAUCAUUUUCGUUGCCCUCCGCUGGACUCUCUCCAAUUUGUCUACAUCCUUUGUGUAGUGGGGCCCCCAAAACUGGACGCAAUACUCCAGAUGUAGCUUCACCAGUGCCGAAUAGAGGGGAAUGAUCAUGUCCCUCAAUCUGCUGGCAGUGCUCCUACUAAUGCAUCCCAAUAUGCCGUUAGCCUUCUUGCCAACAAGGGCAUACUUCUGACUCAUUUCCAGCUUCUGAUCCACUGUAAUCCCCAGGUCCUUUCCUGCAGAACUGCUGCUUAGCCAGUCCAUCCCCAACCUGUAGCAGUUCAUGGGAUUCUUCCAUCCUAAGUGCAGGACUCUGCACUUGUCCUUGUUGAACUUCAUCAGACUUCUUUUGGCUCAAUCCUCCAAUUUGUCUACCCCUCCCCCCCUGUUUAGUGUCCUCUGCCGACUUGCAGAGGAUGCAAUUAAUCCCAUCAUCCAGAUCAUUAAUAAAGAUAUUGAACAAAACCGGCCCCAGGACCGACCCCAGGGGCACUAUGCUUGAUACCAGCUGUCAACUAGACAUCGAGCCAUUGAUCACUACCCAUUGAGCCUGACAAUCUAGCCAUCUUUCUAUCCACCUUAUAUUCCAUUAAUCCAAUCCAUACUUUUUAACUUGCUGGCAAGAAUACUGUGGGAGACUUUAGCAAUGAUUUUGAUACCAUCAAGAUAUAUCAUAUCCACCACUUUCCCCAUAUCCCCAGAGCCAGUUCUCAUCAUAGAAGGCAAUCGGGUUGGUCAGGCAUGACUUGCCCUUGGUGAAUUCAUGUUGACUGUUCUUGAGCGGGGAGGGAUAGCUCAGUGUUUUGAGCAUUGGCCUUCUAAACCAAGGGUUGUGAGUUCAGUCCUUUGAGGGGGUCACUUAGGGAUCUGGGACAAAAAUCUGUCUGGGAUUGGGCCUUCUUUGAGCAGGGGGUUGGACUAGAUGAUCUCCUGAGGUCCCUUCCAACCCUGAUAUUC